Molecule: messenger RNA, 1023 nt
Organism: Diatraea saccharalis (sugarcane borer)
Lineage: Eukaryota; Metazoa; Arthropoda; Insecta; Lepidoptera; Crambidae
Source: the annotation of a GenBank genome assembly
GACGCCGAGGAAAAUCACGACUGCACAACCAAUUACAAAAGUACAAAAAGAAAAAUAAUGCCAGUACAUAAUAAAAUAAAAAAUAGGGUAUGUACCUAGGGUAUUAAAAAUAGGGUAUUUAUCCAUAUGUAUUUUGUUACGUGCGAAUAAAAGUAUUAUUGUCUUGUACAGUCUCUUCUUAACACUAUAUGCAUGGCUAUCCAUAGAACUAUGUGUUGUGUAGUAUGUAACUACCGUAAAGAUUUUAUAAUACUUAACCACUUAAUGUAUGUUUCAGAUAAAGUCAAAACAUAAUAUUCACAAUCCACAUACCAAAACGCAAAGGACGCAUUAUUCGGAUGAGUACUGGCGCAAGUUGUCAAAAUAUACUUUGGGGUACAAAAAUAAUAAAAGGUACAGAGCUAGCGAGCCGUGUCCGAGCAUCGGCAAGUUUUCAUCAUAUUACACAGAGCAAGAUAGUUCUUCGAGUACUAUUUGGCCACGUUUCUCAAACCAAAAUUCUGUUUCAAAUUGCCAAUGUUCUUGUCACCAAAAGGUAAUCAAUCCUAUGUUGAAAAUUGGUCAGUACAUUGAUAAAUUAUUAAAAGAUGCAGAAUUAUUGGUCCAUGAUACAGAUGAAUGUAAAAAUUUGUGACAGUUUUAAUAAAAUAAUAACAAAAUAAUUGGAUUUUCUUUAAAUAUUAAAGACGUGCCACCGUUUAAGUUGCCAAGAAGCAAGAAGAAUUUAAUCUAUAAGACUGCUUAAUAUGAAAUAUUUUUGUUGUUAUUUCAGCUUUUGUCGUGUGUUGAGCAAUAAGUUUUUCUUUAUCUUUAUAGGCAGAGCUCGUUAUUACAUAUUUGAGGGCCUACAUACCCCGUUUCUCUGUACCUAAACGACAUUUUUCCGAAACCUUAUUACGAAUAGUGAUUUUUAUUUAAUUAAUAUCCGUAAUGGCGCUUUAUUAGAAACGGCGUAGGAAUCCCGACAGUUGUUCGAAGCUUUUUUAUAUGCUUUGGUUUGUAUGAAUAUAGAUUUUGAGUAUG